GGAAUUCGGAGGGUGCAAGUGCUGCCAGGGUCACUGCAAUCUCGGGCACAGGGCUUUCAGGAGAAAGAAAAAAUUACCACCAAUAAUUUGUUACACAAAGUUGUUGCUGGAUUUAUGUUUCCAUAACAUCGCGGAGUGGGUUCCUGCACUGCUGAAAGGAUCCCGGAAAUCUUCAGGGGCAUGCAGAGUUUUCCUUUCGAUCUUUCGAUUCUGGACUAAAAAAGACACAAACCUGUGGCUUCUCUCUGACAAGUUAAAGAGUUUAUAAUAUUUUUCAGAAAUGUCCUUUGCUGAGCUUCUGGACAGAACUGGUGGUAUGGGGAGGUUUCAAAUAACGCAGGUUGCCCUUAUGUGCUUUCCCAUUCUGCUGAUGGCCAGCCAUAACCUUCUACAGAACUUCAGUGCCGCUAUUCCAGACCACAAAUGCAAAGCUAAUGACACUUGGUACCAAAGCAACAAUACUGACAGAAUGGGAUACGUGAGAUUGUCAGCUCCACUGGAUGCCAAUGGACAACCUGAUAGAUGCCUGGAGUAUGUUGAAGUUCAAUGGAUGAUAGCUGGAACUAACAGAACUUGGGCCAAUAGCUCACAAUUAGCAACAAGACCCUGCACAGAAGGCUGGGAAUAUAGUAAAGAUGAAUUCAAUUCAACCAUUAUUACUGAGUGGGAUUUGGUGUGCGGACACAAAAACAGAAGACAGUUGGCUCAGUCCGUUUAUAUGGGAGGAGUGCUGGUGGGCGCCAUUAUCCUCGGAGGUCUCUCAGACAGGUAUGGCAGAAGGGCGCUGCUUAUUUGGUCUUACUUUCAAAUGGCUGUUAGUGGACUAUGCAGUGCGUUCUCUCCAAAUUACCUCUCCUACUGCAUUUUUCGCUUCCUCACCGGAAUGGCGCUGUCUGGAAUUGGCCUGAACACUACUGCAUUAAUUGUGGAAUGGGUUCCAACCAGGGUUCGUACAAUUACUGGGACCCUUGCAGGAUUUUCUUACACAGUUGGGCAACUUCUUUUGGCUGGGCUGGCAUAUGCUAUGCGAGACUGGCGUUGGCUUCAGCUUUGUGUUUCUUUACCGUUUUUUAUCUUUUUUAUGUACUCUUGGUGGUUUCCCGAAUCUGCUCGCUGGCUUGUUCUGUCUGGAAAAACGGAAAGAGCUGUUAAAGAGAUGAAGAAAGUAGCCAAGCUAAACGGGAAGGAAGAAGAAGGGGAAAAGAUCACACUGGAGUCAAUGAGAUCCGACAUGAUAAAAGAAUUAGCGUGUGCGAAAUCCAGCUACACCGUCAUCGAUUUGAUUCGAACCAGCACCAUACGGAGAAUUUCUUGUGCACUGAGCCUUGUGUGGUUCUCCACCAGUUUUGCCUAUUAUGGACUCGCCAUGGACUUGCAAAACUUUAAUGUCAGUAUCUACUUAAUCCAAGUCAUCUUUGGAGCUGUUGACUUCCCAGCCAAAAUUUUUUCUACAACAGCCAUGAUUUAUGUUGGACGGAAAUUCACACAGUUAAUGUCACUUAUUCUUGGAGGGGUUGUUAUCUUAGCCAACAGCUUUGUUCCUCAUGAGAUGCAGACUGUGAGAACCGGCAUGGCAGUGUUUGGAAAGGGCUGUCUCGCUGCUUCGUUCAGCUGUGUCUUUCUCUACACAACAGAGCUUUACCCAACAGUUAUAAGACAAAGCGGCCUGGGCUUGUGCAGUACUAUGGCACGUAUUGGCGGCAUUGUGGCUCCUCUCGUGAAAAUUCUGGGUGAAUAUUAUCCUUUUCUGCCGCUGGUGAUAUACGGAGGUGCCCCCAUCAUAUCUGGACUCUGUGUUUUCUUCUUGCCGGAGACAGUUAAUAAACCCCUGCCAGACACCAUAGAAGAAGUAGAGAAACGUAUAAAGGCACCGAAAAAAGAGAAUGAGAUGAACGAAAUUGUAUCUCUAAAGAAGAAGGAAGGAAUGAAGGAGAAUCCAGUGAAUGACGUGUUGUGACCCCGUGCAGGACAGUCUCCCCGAAGCCAACGCUGAACGCACUUCUUUGCUCUAGUUCCUAAUUUGCAAAUGAAGUUGGGAAUUUGGAAGGAACUGCAAGAAAUUUGACGCAAGGAAAUGGCCACAGUUGGAGACAUACUUGGUGCAUGAUUAGUGAAGGAUAUUAUUUAAAGGAGAAUUAAAGGCUAAAAUUCAGUAAGCUUUAUCAGAAAGGUCUAUAUAAAUACACCCGUAAACCCUCAAAGUAAACACAAUUUCUUUCCUUCUAUUGUGUACUCAUGGGCUUCUGUAUCAGACUUCCUGUUUUCAGCUUAAACCUCCAGGGCUAGGGCUUGAGCAUGCUCAGUUUGCUCCUCUCUCCCUCUCCCCCUAGCUCCUCCCCUCUCUGCUGUUAUCUGAGCCCAGAGCUAUGAGAAAGCAGGGAGAGACUCAGGCAGGAAGUGAUGUCACACCAAACUAAUAUGGCAGCCGCUAUCCUAAACAAACAGAAAGUUUCUAGAGCGGUUUACUCAGGUAUGAUAAAGCAUUCUGCAGAAUAAAUAUAGUCUUAUAACUUGCA
Molecule: messenger RNA, 2516 nt
Organism: Xenopus laevis (African clawed frog)
Lineage: Eukaryota; Metazoa; Chordata; Amphibia; Anura; Pipidae
Gene: slc22a8.S
Product: solute carrier family 22 (organic anion transporter), member 8 S homeolog
Biological process (GO): transmembrane transport
Cellular component (GO): basal plasma membrane; plasma membrane; basolateral plasma membrane
Molecular function (GO): transmembrane transporter activity
Source: RefSeq, marked provisional